Molecule: messenger RNA, 3311 nt
Organism: Bactrocera oleae (olive fruit fly)
Lineage: Eukaryota; Metazoa; Arthropoda; Insecta; Diptera; Tephritidae
Source: RefSeq, a predicted model, not a curated record
UCACAAAUAAAAAAGUUGUUAUAAUAGAACUUGAUUUUAAUUGGUCAGUUUGUAAGGCAGCUAAAUGCUAUAGUGGUUCGAAAUGAACAAUUUGUUCGGUGAUUAUACCGUUGCCUUGAAAAAUGAUCCAGCCCAACUUUCGUAAAAAUAUAUUGUCAAAUAAAAAACUUUUCUAUAAAAAAGUAGAUUUUGAUCGCUGUUUGUAUCGAGGAAAUAGUUCGCAUAGACAUAGCUAGAUCGACUCAGCUCGUCAGGCUACUAGGUAGGGUCUCCGACGUUUCUUUCUAGAUGUUGAAAACUUCGUGGCAAACUUAAUAUACGCUGUUCGGGCAAUAAAAAUAUAGCAGUUGUUCAAUUUAAUUUGAGCCAUGGCUACAAGUUUUGCUGCCAACAAGAGUCAAAUUAUGAAUAGUAGAUAACUGCAUCCUCUUUGACUUUGAAAUCAUUAAAAGCUAAAGCUAAUUGGACGAAACCGGUACUAGAAGAGGUGCAAUAUCUUGGUGCAGCAGAACCGAAAAAGUUCUCAAUUUUUGUUGACUAAGUAUUUUGGUUCAAAUAGUACUUGAUCAGUCGAAUAUAAGACGAGGAGAUUAAGUAUUUCAUUCUCAGUAAUCAGGAAAAGAUGAAUACGAACGUUUUAUCAAGGAAGAUUCGAGUAAACGUUCCAUGUCUGUGGGGUUUAUAUAAAUGGAACGGACCUAAACUAAUAUUAAUUACAAUAACAAUUCUGGCUCUAAUCCCUUCAAAUGAAAUAACAGUAUUCGUUUGGAUGAAAUCCAAAAAAUCAAUGAUCGUACAGCAAUCAAAAGGUUUCGACAAUUCCUAGAACGUUCUCCAUAUAAUUACUACAACAGUCACGACCAUGUCCAAUUACAACAUUUCCUUUAAGAAGAAGUGUAAUAAAUUAAAGUUUAUGAAUAUAUGACAAUUUAAUAGUAAUGAUACAUUUGUGCAUGCAUAAAAAUACAUAUGUACAUAUGUAUUUAGAUAUAACCACAACAGGUGUAAACUAUUGAUUGGCGAUAAACUAGGCUCAUGUGCCCUGUGUCACUGCUGGAAUAUUAUGGACACGUAUUAAUUUGCGUAACCCACGGUUACCAGUGAGCCAUAACAAAUGACUCCUCAUCUUUGUUAUCUAUUACGCGAAACUUAAAUAAUAUUUUACAAUCAAAUGCGAAACCGUUAGGGGAAGCUAAUAGAACUGAAAAAAUACAAAAUAUAAAAUAUUAAAUAAAUUACUUUUAAAAAAGUGAAAGUUAAAAAAUCAAAAAUUAAUAUGAAGCAUCAACAAGUUGUUGUAGAUUACUGGAAUAUGAUAAAAACCUCCUUUACCUGUUUGUUAUUGGCCUUCUCCGGUUAUAUUUUAAUCAAAAUGGUACAAACCAUAUUUUGGUUACCAGGCUAUUUACAGAAGAAUCAAAAACGUUUAGAAGAGUUGGCCUCGCAGUACUCUUUGGAACUUGAUGAUGAUAAAAGUCUUACGGAUGUGCUGAAAGCACAGAUAGAAACCACUAUAGAGGAAAAACUGCCGAUAACAAUUGAAAAAAGUGAUGAGACUAACGCCAUUGGUGCAGAUGUUGCGGCGAAUGUGCAAAGCGAGCCCAAAAAACAAAAAUAAAUGUGUUUCAUAUUAGCGUAAACUCUUUAUUACAAUUUUAUAUUACUUUAUUUAUGUGCUAUGUACCUUUGCAAAUAUAUUUAAAUCUUUUAUAGUACAGCUAUAAAUCUAUGUCAACUCUACUAUAACCGGCAUAUCCUCAGGAUCUUCAUCCAGCAAACCCUCAAAAUGCCAUUGUAGAGUUUUUUGUAACUUUCUACUAAGUUUAUCGGCACUUACGCCCAGACCACCCAUAUUUAGGUUAACUAACAGCGAUCGCACAUCUUUAUACACUGAGUUGUAUUCACCUGGUUCCAUAAGUUCUUCGGGCAGGUGUGGUAGCUGUUGCAUUAAUGCUUCAGCGUAUUUCAUAUAAAGUAUUUUAAAAUUUUGCACCGCUUGCUCAGAGUGUCCCAACAAAUGUAGUAUAUUACGCCAAUAUGACAGAGAUUCCACCGAACAACCAACCAGAUAAAAAACAAAAGCUAAUUGUUCCUCCUCGAUCAAGGCUUCCGAACUGUGAAAUUUACCAACAAGUGUCUCAAUUGCACACACACAAUCAAUGCUGUGACGGGACACUUCAGCAGGCGACGCAUUCUGUGGAACACGCGUUGGUAGUUCGGUAAAACGUGGCGCAGUACCUUCUACCGGUUUCAGGUUGGGUAGCAAGUCACUUUCAUUUACAAUUGUUUUAGUGCUUUGUUGCUGUAAAUUAUUUGUGUGUAACGUGCCUCUUGGUCGAUCCUCAUCAGAACAAGAUUGCAAUUCUACAUUAGUACGUAUUGGCCCCAAGGUCGGUCUGCAACGUUCUACUGUGCUCUCGGUCACUUUGUCCGUUAGGAGUUUCCAUUUAUUAUAAAAUCGAUAAUCGUAAGGUGCCAGAAAGCUAUCAAAUUCCUUGAGAUUAUCGCGGAUACGUUUCUUUUCUAAUUCUUUGUCGUCAGCCUGACUCUCUUGCAUUUCUUCAUCGCGUUGACUCCACUCACGCACAACCACCUCUUCGCUUUUGAAGUAAUGUACAAAACCCACACGUGGAGCAACAUCGCCAUAUGGACCGCAGGACGCACACCAGAUGUAAUGAGGACCGGGCGGUAUCAUUUUUACGCCACGAAAUUUUUCACCGAUUGUGUAGUUGCAUAGAUCAAUGCCGAAUUCUGUGCCGACUGGCGCUCCUGUGAUAACCAACACCGCACCGGAAGCGAAUAACUUUUUGGCCAUUUCAGGAUCCAUUUCCAUUGCGGAUACGUCAACAUUCAUGGCUUUAUUUAUUUGAAUAUUUGCUCACCCAAAAAUUAUGUUUUUCUUAUGUUGAGAAAACAAAUUUUGAUUUUUAAUGCAAUCAGCUGUUUGAUGUAUACAAAUGAAAAAUAGCACCCACACGAUGGUACAUAGUGAUGCCGUACUUUUUGAAAUUCACAAUUCAUUUAUUUUAAACCAGUACCUGAUAUGGGUUUUAUAACUAGGACUACUCUUAUUUAAGAUCUAAAAAAAACCGAAUAUAUUUAAAGAAAAAAUCGUGUAUGCAAGUACAUAUGUAUAUAUGUACUGGUUAUAAAUUAAAAUAAUUUAUUAGCAUAUGUAUAUUAUUACCGUUGAUUUUAUGUCUCGAAAUUUGAGCAAAACUUGUGUUCAGCGAACUAAUCCAUUUUAAAAAAUUUGCCAUUAAGCCCCAAACCAAAUGGAAAUUAUUUUUUAUUACAUUUAUAGAUAUAUA